AAAUACAUACUACCCAUUACCCGGCCCAUUACCCAUUACUUCAAAUUUUAUUGUAUUAAUCAUGGAUGGAAAGAAGUUGGAAUACAAAGGUGAAGAGGCCUUAAAGGAGUUAGAGAGGUUAACAAACAAUCCUGAUGAAGUUCAAGAGAAUAUCUUAAAACAAAUUAUUACUGUAAAUGGAAAUACAGAGUAUCUAAACAAGUAUCUUAAGGGUUCUAAUGAUGUUUUUACCUUCAAAAAUCGAGUUCCUGUCAUUGGGUAUACCGGCAUUCAGCCUUAUAUCCAACGGAUUGCUAACGGCGAGGACUCGUCUCUUAUCUCCGGCCAUACUAUUGUUGAGAUGUUAUGCAGUUCAGGGACUUCAAAUGGGGAGCCUAAACUGAUGCCUUCAAUAGCUGAAGAUCUUGACAGAAGAACAUUCGUUUAUAACCUUAUUAUGCCUAUUGUUAACCAGUACAUUCCCGGUUUGGAUCAAGGAAAGGCCAUGUACCUCUACUUUGUGAAGGCAGAAAUGUCCACCCCUUGUGGCUUACCAGCAAGAGCAGUCCUUACAAGCUAUUACAAAAGCAAACAUUUUAAAGGGCGUGACAGAAAUGUUCCAUUUUUUGAUUUCACUAGUCCUGAUCAAGCCAUCCUAUGUGAUGACAGCCAACAAAGCAUGUACUGUCAAUUACUUGCCGGUCUUAUUCUCCGACACCAAGUUCUUCGUCUUGGGGCUGUUUUUGCCUCUGCCUUUCUCCGGUCUAUAACUUUUCUCGAGAAAAAUUGGGUUCGCUUAUGCAAUGACAUAAGGAAAGGCAAAUUAGAUGCUUCCAUUACUAACCCGGAAUGUCAAUUGGCAAUGUUAAGCUUAUUGGCGUCGCCUAAUCCUAGCUUAGCCAAUGAAAUCGAGGAGAUAUGUAGUGACUUAUCAUGGAAAGGGAUUUUGUGUAGGCUCUGGCCUAAAGCAAAGUAUAUUGAAGCAGUUGUAACUGGUUCUAUGGCACAAUAUAUUCCAUCACUUGAGUAUUAUAGUGAUAAGAAAUUGCCAUUGUUUUGCCCUAUGUAUGCUGCAACUGAGUCCUUUUUUGGUGUCAACUUGAAGCCUUUGUCUGAUCCAUCUGAGGUUUCUUUUACCCUUUUGCCGAAUAUGUGUUACUUCGAGUUUAUUCCUCUUGGAGAAAAUUCGUGGUCUCUUGACGAAGAUACAGAGAUUCCAUUAAACAAGCUUGUGGUUCUUUCUCAAGUCAAGAUUGGGUGUUUUUAUGAAAUUGUCGUUACCACUUUUGCUGGGCUCAACAGAUAUCGCAUAGGCGAUGUGCUACAAGUGACAGGCUUCUACAACAAGACUCCACAGUUUAAAUUUAUCUGUCGUAGAAACGUUGCUCUUAGCCUAGACAACGACAAAACAAGUGAAGAAGACCUGCACAAGAGCAUCACAAUUGCAAAAAAAUUGCUAGAACCACACAACGCCAUGCUGCUCGAGUACACUAGCUUUGCUGAUGCCUCAUCCGCACCAGGGCACUACGUUCUAUACUGGGAAAUAGGAUACAUCAACCCCAAACUCGCUCAACCCCCUCUCAACGAGGUUCUAAAAGAAUGUUGCAUAACUGUUGAGAAUGAGCUAGACUACACAUAUCGAAGGUGUAGGUCUCACGACAAAGCCAUCGGACAGUUGGAGAUCAGGAUUGUGAAACCAGGCACAUUUGAGGCACUUAUGGAUUUGUACAUAAACCAAGGUGGGUCUAUCAACCAAUACAAAACACCAAGGUGCAUCAAAUCUAAGGCCGCGCUCAAGCUGCUUGAAGCGAAUGUUCAGGACUGCGUUUUUAGCCCAAGAGAUCCGAUAUGGAAUCCGUAAAAGCUAGCUUAAUCAUCCAUCAUAUUAAGGAAAUAAGACCGAGUACUGAUCAUUUAUCAGUUGUGUAUGACAAUCUAUAUUUUGCUGCACUACCUUACUAAGUUUGAUUAGCAAUGUAACAGUUCUUCAGCAGUUUUUCUUGGACAAUCUUUAUGUACUUUGCUUGCUUGAUUUUGUACUAUUAGACCUCAGUAUAAUGUUAGCACAGUUCUUAGUAUUAAUUUAUGUGCUUACUAGCUACUCCCUAACACUUCUAUACUUGUGGUCAAGAAUUUUUGACUGAUAUAUCCAUAUAUUAUCUACG
Amaranthus tricolor (Joseph's coat) is the source of this 2144-nucleotide messenger RNA. Its product is annotated as putative indole-3-acetic acid-amido synthetase GH3.9. Gene Ontology annotation, cellular component: cytoplasm. Bases 62 to 1840 code for a protein of 592 amino acids. Lineage: Eukaryota; Viridiplantae; Streptophyta; Magnoliopsida; Caryophyllales; Amaranthaceae. The record is from RefSeq and is a predicted model, not a curated record. The transcript is spliced from 4 exons. Gene Ontology annotation, molecular function: acid-amino acid ligase activity.